Molecule: messenger RNA, 1119 nt
Organism: Penicillium cataractarum
Lineage: Eukaryota; Fungi; Ascomycota; Eurotiomycetes; Eurotiales; Aspergillaceae
Exons: 2
Coding region: 1-1119 (372 amino acids)
Molecular function (GO): zinc ion binding
Source: RefSeq, a predicted model, not a curated record
AUGGCGACCAUCCAAGAACGGACGUACCUCAACUGCAUCAAUCAACUCCAGCGCCUGGUAGUGCUUCCACCGGCAUCCCUUGGGGCAUACGAUAGAAUGUUUUCACCAAGCAAGAUAUUUUCAAAAUCACCGCACACAGCGGUGCCUCUAUACGGCCUCUUCAAAGACGGGAUCUGGUGCUGCAACUGUCCUGCUCGGCCCCCCGCAGCUCGGCGCCAGACGAAGAACGGCGGAAAGAACCAUGGACGAUGGUUUUAUACCUGCGAACAGCUACCCCCAAAAAAGUGUGGCUUCUUUCUUUGGGCCGACGAAGCUGAACCCCGCGAGAAAGCCGUCGUUCUUUCAAACUCCCAUUCCGAACUCGAUACACUCGAUUCAGUUCCACGAACUCCUACCAAAUCUACACAGCGCGGUCCGAAUGGCUUGCUGACACCACAAACCGAGCGCCGCGUAAUCGAUAUUCCACCGCGAGAGUUCAAGACACCACCCAAGAGCGCAAAGGCGAGAAUGAUGGCAGAGGAUUCUGAUGAGUUCGGCUGGAACGAUGACUCUGAUGACAAUGACGAAAUUGCACAGGUCUUGUCAUCUAGUCAAGUGAAUGACACUAUAUUAUCGCAACCGGGUUUUUACCCAGACUUGCCAUCGAAAGCACCGCGCACACCCAGAACAACAUCCCCCGGCAAGCGCAAGCUGUCGGAGUUUGCGUUUGACCGGUCCAAUAGCAGUUCAUCGGCAAUAGCAACACCUACUUCAACUCGCGCUACCCAGUCAUCUCGAUUUCCCCCGUCCUCAGCCGAGCUAUGCAUGACGCCCACGCCAGUCAGAAAUCAUGAUGCACUCAGUUCAUACACGAGGCCCGAUGAAUCUGACCUGUCAAAGGACGCCUGCGCUAUCCUAGAUAAGCAUGGUGUCGUGCUGCCGAAUAGCGCAUACGAUGAACUUGUCGAGCUUUUGAAUCGCCACGAUCUAAAGAUGAGAGGAGUUAAUCGUGCGCGAGAUAUUCUACGAGUGGCGAUAAAGAAGAAAGAUGAUGAGAUAUUCCAUCUUAAGGAGAAGAAUACAAAUCUCCUUGCACAAAACGAGAUGGAUCGAAGUAUCAUCGAUAGUAUGAAGCGUUAA